AUGUCCCAAGGCUCUUCGCAGCAGGCUUGUUCGACGAACACCCCCAUCAAGCUGAUCAUUGAGGCCAUGGUGGCCGAUGGCUGGAGUCAAACCGAACGUCAACUAAGCCAAGGCUGGGACGAGAACAUCUGGGUCAUUACCUCCGCGACAUUCGUGAUCGCACUUAUCGCCACCUUACUGUGGCAAUGUAGGCCUGAUCGGAUCUUGUCCAGUGUGGGCUAUCCUUCCUCGAGGAAUGAUUGGGGUGCGUCCUCUUCGAACCUCUUGAAGGACAGCGGGACACAGCACAUAUCACCAAGCUACCUCGACGCUUCAAUACAACUAGACCUUUCCCGGUAUUUGUUCCCGACAUAUUCACACUCACAUCCAUCCAUCAUGGCUCCAGCUGCCAAAUCCAAAGAUCUUAGCCAAAACAGAGCGAUCAAGAUCGUCUCGGCAGCCGCGGCAGGAGGCUACGCCGUACCAGCGAUGUGCUGCUACAACGUCGAGGCCAUCAUUGCCUCCGUACGGGCCGCCGAAGCCAAGCAGUCGCCCGUCAUCAUUCAACUGUUUCCCUGGGCCGUCACGUACGCCGACGGUCUGCUCGUUCACGCCGCCGCCGAGGCAGCCGACAAGGCCUCAGUCCCUGUCGCAGUGCACAUGGAUCACGCACAGACGCCCGAGAUCGUGCGACGGGCCGCCGACCUAGGCGGCUUCGACGGCAUCAUGGUCGACAUGUCACACUACGAGAUGGAGGAGAACUUCGCCCUGACGCGCGAACUCGUGGAGUACUGCAACGAGCGGGGCAUCAUCACCGAAGCCGAACCCGGCCGCAUCGACGGAGGCGAGGACGGCGUCGACGUCUCGGAGCUCCAGGGCCUGCUCACGACGCCCGAACAGGCCGAGGACUUUGUGAGUCUGGGCAUCAACUGGCUUGCUCCGGCGUUUGGGAAUGUCCACGGCAAAUACGGGCCCCAGGGCCCGCAGCUCGAGUACGACCGGCUGGAGAGCAUCCAGAAACAGGUCGGGGACAGGGUGCAUCUCGUGCUCCACGGCGCCGGUCGCGAGUGGUUCAAGGAAGACCUGUUGAAGAAGGUCAUAAAGUGCGGUGUCGCAAAGUGUAAUCUCAACGACGCAAUGAACGACCACUUCGUCGACGUUCUAAAGGCAAAGGCCGGCACGGCGCCCUUGACCGCGUUGAUCGAGGAAGGCACCAACGCCAUGCAAAAGGCAAUUGAGCAGUAUAUGGAUUGGAUGGGCUCGACGGGCAAGGCAUAG
Molecule: messenger RNA, 1257 nt
Organism: Exophiala spinifera
Lineage: Eukaryota; Fungi; Ascomycota; Eurotiomycetes; Chaetothyriales; Herpotrichiellaceae
Exons: 3
Coding region: 1-1257 (418 amino acids)
Biological process (GO): carbohydrate metabolic process
Molecular function (GO): aldehyde-lyase activity; zinc ion binding
Source: RefSeq, a predicted model, not a curated record